This is a messenger RNA of Desarmillaria tabescens, 522 nucleotides long. RefSeq lists its product as uncharacterized. The transcript is spliced from 2 exons. Bases 107 to 400 code for a protein of 97 amino acids. The record is from RefSeq and is a predicted model, not a curated record. Lineage: Eukaryota; Fungi; Basidiomycota; Agaricomycetes; Agaricales; Physalacriaceae.
GAUGAUCCUCCCAUGGAUUCUAUGUUCCUGAAACGGACUGCAUACUACAUUCUGGGUACUGUAUUUCCAGACAGACAUUACAAGGAAAGCUUGAUGCUGGCAUUCAAUGCGUUUUGUCGUGCGAAUAAUCAUUUUCAUCCCGUUAUCCUCUAGCCUCUGGCCGGAAUUCUCUUCCCGUUCCUUGCGGUUUCCACACAAUCACCGCAGCGAAAGAAGCCACGAAUCCUCUUCUCAGAACUUCUCUAUCAGACUCAGUUGGUGGAAUGCGGUCUUGUUACGCAAGGGGUCUGAGUCUGAGCGUUCCCGAGGACACCAUGCAUCACGCUCCCAUCGGAUUAUAGAAGCCAUAACACCUCUGGAAUGGGAAACGUUCCGUCCAAAUUCUUACAGUCCUCUUUAAUCAUAUCAAUGGCUAUCUCUAAGUUACCACCUUUUCCGGACGACGUCCCUACCCAUCCACUUCUUGUUAUCGACUACGCCCUUCUCAAAACGCAUGACCAGGAAGAGAUCGAGAGACUAUGG